Leptosia nina is the source of this 2142-nucleotide messenger RNA. The record is from the annotation of a GenBank genome assembly. Lineage: Eukaryota; Metazoa; Arthropoda; Insecta; Lepidoptera; Pieridae.
AUGGCUUCCCGGAUUCGCGAUUCUGCCGGGGGCUCACUUUACGAGGUGUUUUGUGUGGUCUCACCGGGUAAUCAGCAAACAGAAGGUCACAUUGUAAAGAAAUAUCCAGAAGCAUAUGAUAAUGAAGAGAAACUAAAAAAUAUUCCCAAUUUUGCCUUCCCGUGUCCAUUAGAGAAUUCAUAUGUCCAACAUUAUUCAUUUGUGUUGACAUCGGCGGAUAGGAAAUUUACUUUUGGCUUCUGCCGAUACGACCCAAAAUCAAAUACAACUUUGCUCCUGUUAUCACAUUUGCCUUGGCAUGAUAUAUUCUACAAACUACUGAAUAGCAUAGCCUCCCUGAUAAGUAAAGGAGAUCACCGUGAAUUACGGAUCUUCCUGGAAGCCUCCAGAUUAAAACCACCUUCUCCUGGACAGACGCUAAACAUCAGUUAUAAUGGUGGUCGUAAUACAUUUACAUGUCAGAGGCCAACUAGUAAUUUGGCAACUAUACCAGAUAAUGUCAAUCUUACGGAAUACUUCAGCGCCCUGGAUUCGAAGUGCAUGAUUGGCCUGUGGGCAGCAAUGCUUCAUGAACGCAGAAUAGCCUUGGUCGCCUCGAAGCCGUCGCGCCUAUCUGCCUGUGUUCAAGCAGCCAAUGCAUUGCUCUUUCCGAUGUCAUGGCAACACAUUUUCAUACCGAUCUUACCUAAACACUUGGUGGAUUACUUAUUAGCACCCAUGCCAUUUCUUAUUGGUGUGCCCAGAAGCGUUUUAGAGGCAGUAAGAAUGUCUGACUUAGGCGAAGUCGUUAUAUUGGACAUCGAUUCCAACGAACUCAAGACACCAUUUAAAGACCAAGAAAGUUUACCCAGGGAUUUGGUCGCCAAUUUGAAAGAAACCUUGGAUACCGAUAACGCUUUAGGCGACGUUGUGGCCAGGUCUUUUCUCCGGACAUUAGUUGGUAUGUUCGGCGGCUACAGGGAAGCGAUGUCGAUUGAAAAUGGACAACGGAUCAAAUUUAAUGCCGAUCUAUUUGUCAAUACCAGGAAGGCCAUGAAGCCAUUCCUGGGCAAAAUGCUAGAAUCCCAGAUCUUCCAGCAGUUCAUAGAUGAGAGGCUGGACCUCCUCAAUUCGGGAAGGGGGAUUCAUGAUGAGUUCGAAGUGGAAUGCAACAUCUACAGUGCUGGUGAGGGCAGCGCACAAAACUUUAAGACCCAAUAUAGAAACUGGAUAAAGAAUAUGAAGAAGGAGGGAGGAGCCUUCUUCAAAAACGUGAAAGAUAAGGCCAACCCCGCGGUACGAACGGCUGUAAAAACGAUGCGCCAAGGCGGGAAAAAUGUCCGCUCCGCUGUGAGAGGCUUGAACAAAGCGAAGAAUGAGAUGACCUCCUCCCAUCUAGGAACAGGCGAAAGCAGUUCCACUUUGUCGGCGUCACCUAGAAGUUGUCGGCCAACCCCACCGAACCAUAUCAGAACUAGGCCCUUCUCCGGUGACCCUAUAGAUGUAGCAGACGAAGUGAACUGUCACCCUCAAGGCAGCAUCAGCAACUCUAACAGCUCUCACAGCCUGUCCAAUGAUAAUGUUCCACUAUCACAAUUAUUACCGCCCCGUAUACGGGCUCGUCCCCCGACCCCCGAGCGUUAUCCCAUUGCAAGGACGAUGAGGCUGGUUGACACGUCUGACGCGCCGAUGCCUCCACCGCGCUCAGGCCCCUCUCGCCCAGCAGGCGGUAUUGUUAGAACGAUCACGAGAAGCGAACAGACGCAACCAUCCGCCUUUCGCACCAGCACCAUUCGCCUCGGGGACAACGACGAGGCUGUCGUGAACCUGAGCUUACCGCGUCCCGUACAGAAUCAUCGGGCCGAACCCCAAUCCAAUGCCCCGAGGUUGCGAACAGUGAUGGAGUCGUGCUUCUCGGGUGUGGAUCUCAUAAAGCUGGACGUAUCGCCGAGCGCUGUGUCCCUAGAAGAUUUCGAUCCACUAAAACAUCGGGGCAAAAAUGAGAAAAUCGACGAGCACUUGCACUCGUCUACCGACAGCGCUCUUUUACACGAAUACGGUUUAGACUUCAGCCAGUUUAGUUUUAAUAAUUUCUCAAGUACUUCUAGUGCGGACCAAGAGGCAAGCUCGGGUGUACCCAAAGGUUGGACUACGUUCAACUAA